This is a messenger RNA of Fibroporia radiculosa, 993 nucleotides long. RefSeq lists its product as uncharacterized. Lineage: Eukaryota; Fungi; Basidiomycota; Agaricomycetes; Polyporales; Fibroporiaceae. Gene Ontology annotation, biological process: ribonucleotide metabolic process; RNA catabolic process. The transcript has 8 exons. Bases 1 to 993 code for a protein of 330 amino acids. Gene Ontology annotation, cellular component: nucleoplasm; ribonuclease H2 complex. The record is from RefSeq and is a predicted model, not a curated record.
AUGUCGAGUCGAGUCAUCGUCCUGCCCGACGAUAUCCUCCACACAGUGACCGAUCGCGUCAAUGAGAAGGUAGAUGAAACUGUGGAAAAUGAUCCACAUUUCUUACGCCUUCCCCAUCCACGUACAGGAAUCCCUGCUCUGUUUGUGAUACACGAUUGUCAGCAUAGAUCGAAGCCGUCUAUCUUAGAAGUCCAGACAAUAUCCCCUCCGAAUGCUCGAUCGUGGUUCAUGCCUGAGGGUCAGAUUGUGGAUGAUGGCCAACUUUUUCUUAUGACACCUAUUGAUCCGGCGUUUCUUCUAAUAGCCAUUUUGAAUUCUUGCACUGAAUCAGCGGAAAACUUUCGACCUGCCGAAGAUCUGCUUGAGGAUGCAACCAUCCGAACAUUUGGAUCAUGGGAUACGAAUAAAUUGCAUGACCAGUCCAUGAUGCAUGGUAUCCAUGCUCUUAUAACGUUCACUGGCACGCAUCAAGCUAUGAGGCGUAUAUGUGAAGUGAAAGAAGUUACUGCAGACAUCACCGUUUUUCGUUAUUCGCCAAGAAAGGUCUUGGACUACCUCAGGACCAAAGUCGCCCGCCUUGCGAAACCGGAUAUAUGCGAAAAGUCUCGAACACUGGUACGAAUUAUGGCGAAAGAUGGAAUAAUGGAAGACGGGAAGGAACACCUGUUGGAAUCCGCGCGCACUCGAGCUGCAUGCGAACUCAUUUCUCAAUAUAUCCCUGAGGACAUCUUUACGACAUUACUUGAGUCGUAUGAUUUUGCGGAGCUUGAUACCCACCUCCAAAUGAUGCGAGAUGACCUUGCUGCGCAAGCUGCCCAUGAUUCCAAUGAGACCAAGACAAGGAAGGGAAAAGCCUCCAAGGCUGCCAACAAUGAUGCGGACAAGAAACGCAAAGCUCAGACGAAGGCCUCGAAUGGGGUAGAGAAGCUCAAGAAAGUGAAUGUUAAGGGAAUGGCGAAAAUCUCAAGCUUUUUUCAGAAGCCUACCAACUGA